Psammomys obesus (fat sand rat) is the source of this 2186-nucleotide messenger RNA. It is a transcript of the gene Nucb1, whose product is annotated as nucleobindin 1. The transcript is spliced from 13 exons. Bases 106 to 1497 code for a protein of 463 amino acids. NCBI's taxonomy places the organism in Eukaryota, Metazoa, Chordata, Mammalia, Rodentia, Muridae. Gene Ontology annotation, molecular function: calcium ion binding. The record is from RefSeq and is a predicted model, not a curated record. Gene Ontology annotation, cellular component: endoplasmic reticulum-Golgi intermediate compartment; extracellular exosome.
UCUGCGGGUGGAAAAGUGGGCGUGACUUAGGAGGGAAAGCACCAGAAACCGAGCGGAGGUCCCAGCCUGGGAAAACGCCCUCUGCGCCAGCGGAGACCAGCCACGAUGCCUACCUCUGUGCCCCGCGGGACCCCUUUCCUUCUCCUAUCACCUCUACUGAUGCUGUCUGCUGUGCUGGCGGUGCCGGUGGACCGUGUGGCACCUCAUCAAGAAGACAGCCAGGCCACUGAGAGCCCGGACACAGGCCUGUACUACCACCGGUACCUCCAGGAGGUCAUCAAUGUGCUAGAGACAGACGGCCACUUCCGGGAGAAGCUGCAAGCUGCCAACGCUGAGGACAUCAAGAGUGGAAAGCUGAGUCGGGAGCUGGACUUUGUCAGCCACCAUGUCCGCACCAAGCUGGAUGAGCUCAAGCGACAGGAGGUAUCAAGGCUGCGGAUGCUGCUCAAGGCCAAGAUGGAUGCAAAGCAGGAGCCCAACUUGCAGGUGGACCACCUGAGCCUCCUGAAGCAGUUUGAACACCUGGACCCUCAGAACCAGCACACAUUUGAGGCUCGGGACCUUGAGCUGCUGAUCCAGACGGCCACCCGGGACCUUGCCCAGUAUGACGCUGCACAUCAUGAAGAGUUUAAACGCUAUGAGAUGCUCAAGGAACAUGAGAGAAGACGGUACCUGGAGUCUCUAGGAGAGGAGCAGCGGAAGGAGGCCGAAAAGAAGCUACAAGAGCAACAGCGCAGACACCGGGAACACCCCAAAGUCAAUGUCCCUGGCAGCCAAGCCCAGUUGAAGGAGGUGUGGGAGGAGUUAGAUGGAUUGGACCCCAACAGGUUCAACCCUAAGACCUUCUUCAUACUGCACGAUAUCAACAGCGAUGGUGUCCUAGAUGAGCAGGAGCUGGAGGCCCUCUUUACCAAGGAGUUGGAGAAGGUAUACGACCCGAAGAAUGAGGAGGAUGACAUGAGAGAGAUGGAGGAAGAGCGGCUUCGUAUGCGGGAGCACGUGAUGAAGAAUGUGGACACCAACCAGGACCGCCUGGUGACCCUGGAGGAAUUCCUGGCAUCCACACAGAGGAAGGAGUUUGGGGACACUGGGGAGGGAUGGAAGACGGUGGAGAUGUAUCCAGCUUAUACAGAGGAGGAACUGAGGCGUUUUGAGGAGGAGCUUGCUGCGCGGGAAGCUGAGCUGAAUGCCAAGGCCCAGCGCCUCAGCCAGGAGACAGAGGCCCUGGGGCGCUCCCAGGACCGCUUGGAGGCUCAGAAGAGAGAACUGCAGCAGGCUGUUCUGCAAAUGGAGCAAAGGAAGCAGCAGCAGCAGCAGGAACAGAAUGCUCCACUUUCCAAGCCUGAUGGGCAACUGCAGUUCCGUGCAGACACAGAUGAUGCUCCUGUCCCAGCUCCAGCAGGGGACCAGAAAGAUGUGGCUGCAUCUGAAAAGAAGGCCCCGGAGCAGCCCCCCGUGCUGCCCCAGCUGGAUUCGCAGCACUUAGGACCUCAGUGACCCCACCCCUCCUGUUCCCACAGACAGUGAUGGAAGUGUCCUUGCAGCCUCUCUGGAGGCCAGAGCCCUCUCCUGGGGAGGAGAACAGGACUUCCCUGUUCCUCAGAUGCGCUUUCGCCUGUGUCCGCUAGUCUCAGCUCUCACAGCUCCAGAUCCUGGUUCCUUCCUUCUGUCUCCUGGCUUUUCUUUUUCUGACAGGGACUCAGUGCUAGAGCUGAGGUUCCAGGAGACCCUCCCUACCUGGAGGGCUUACUCCAAGCCUGCCUUCCUGGUUUGCUUUUAGCUGCUCCAGGCUCAGCCACUUUACUUCCUGUACCUAUUGUCAGUGGGUCACAGGAGCUUGGCUUGGUCCCUCUGACUCUCUGCCUUCUGUGGGGUGAAUGAUUCCUGUCGGUAGCUGGAGGCUCAGGACAUGGACGUCCUUCAAGUAACUAACUGCCAGCUCUGCCUGGACCCCUGGCUCCCACCACCGCCUCACCAGGCUUAUCCUGACCUCCUGGGCCCAGUACCCACCCCAUGGCCCCAGAAGGUAUGGCUACACCCCAAGCUGAGGUUCAGCUUCCUGUGGGGUUCCUGAAGAUUGGUACACCCACUUCCCUGGCCUCACGCCUCACUGCUGUGUCCUGCCCUGUGCUCCAGUUUCAUCAAAUAUGGCCUGGCACAAAUAAACAUGAGAGUAUCUGUGUGUA